AUGGCGCUCCUCGUGUGUUGUCUUUUUGCACUCAUAGUGAAAAAUAUAGUGUGUAGUGGUGAUAAUGAAUUAUAUAAAUACGUCAACCAAACAGAUCCUGCCACUGAGCAGCUUGUUGAAUUCGCAAAAGAACAUCCGAGAAGCUUAGAAAAUCUACCAGACGAUGUAGCGCAAGAGAUUUCAGCACGAGACCCUGACUAUUAUAAUCGUGAUCUAUACAAUGCUAUCGAGAACCAAAACUAUCCUGCAUGGGAAUUAGAAAUGGAUGUUCUGACUUUUGAAAAUAUAAAAAAUAUUAAUUAUAAUAAAUUCGAUGUUACCAGAUUGUGGAAAAAGGAUACAUAUAUUAGGAUGAAAAUACCUAUUGGCAUUCUAACAACAAGUGCAGGAAGGCCAGUAGAAAUUCGGGAGAGUAUUACGUUGAAUUCAGAUGGGUUUUCCAACCCCUACCACAUAGAUCUUUUAACACACGCUGAUGCUGAAAGAACACCUGAACGGAUCGUACACGCUAAAGGUACCGCUGCGAUAGGUUAUUUUAUAGUAACGCAUGAUGUUUCUAAAUAUACAAAAGCGGAUGUUUUCAAUGGAAUUGGUAAGAAAACUCCAGUUGUUGGUCGAUUCUCUACGAUUGCCCAAAAUAAAGGAGGCACCGAUCUUGAAAGAGCGACAAAAGCCUUGGCUGCCAAAUUUUUCACCAGUGAAGGAAAUCUUGAUUUGCUAAUGCUUAAUCUUCCAAUCUUCUUACAUAAAGAUCCACUUGUGUUUACCCAUGCUGCUCAUGCCAUAAAGAGAAAUCCUAAAACCAAUCUUUAUGAUCUUACUGCACGUUGGGAUUUUGUCACUAGAGUUGCUGAUACAUUUCACACAUUCAUGUGGUUAUUUUCUGACUUUGGAAUACCUAAUGGAUUUACAAAAAUGGAUAUAUUUCCUAUUCAUACCUAUGAAAUUAAUAAUAAACAUGGUGACAGAUAUUUUGUAAGAUUUAAUUUUCGAACAGAACAAGGUUUAGAAAAUUUACCAGACGAUGUAGCGCAAGAUAUUUCAGUACGAGACCCUGAUUAUUUCACCAGAGAUCUGUACGAUGCUAUCGAGAACAAAAACUAUCCUGCAUGGGAAUUAGAAAUGGAUAUUCUAACUCUUGAAGAAAUAAAACAUCUUGAUUAUAAUCCCUUUGAUGUAAUCAGACUUUGGAAAAGGGGGACGUAUCAUACGGUGAAAGUUGGUCGCCUUAUAUUUAAUAAAAACCCUGAUAAUGUAUUUAGAGUGGCUGAGUUAAUUACAUUCAAUCCAGGCAAUUUAGUGCCAGGUAUUCCUGGACCUAUUGAUACUCUUUUUAGAAGUAGACGGUCAUCGUAUCGGGAGGCUCAAGUAUACCGUUUAGGUGUGAAUCAUAACAGAGAAGAUGUAAAUGUUCCAUUGCAUUGGAACGUUUAUGAUCGUGAUGGUGUACCUCCAGUAAGGGAUAAUAUGAAAGAUAUCCCAAAUUACUAUCCAAACUCUUUUCAUGGACCUACGCCAUACGUUGAUCCAAGCCGACCUAAAGAAAGACUUUCAGUACUCCAAGCUAAUGUAGUCGAUUUAGAACCUAUAAAUUAUUUCUUUAAUCAUGUUCUAGAUUGUGACCAAAGACAAAGGCUUAUAAAUAACACAAUACCUUCCUUAAUACCAAUUUCUCCGAAGUUACGGAGAAGGGUAGUACGACUGUUUACCUUAACUGAUCCAGCAAUGGGCAAAAAAUUAACAGAAGGACUUGAACGUGCUUUGAAAAUGCCUCAGACGCCUCCCCCACCAGUAUUGAAGGUUUGGCAU
Brenthis ino (lesser marbled fritillary) is the source of this 1809-nucleotide messenger RNA. NCBI's taxonomy places the organism in Eukaryota, Metazoa, Arthropoda, Insecta, Lepidoptera, Nymphalidae. The record is from the annotation of a GenBank genome assembly.